AUGCCAUACCUGAAUGUCCUGGGACAAUGUGGACAGUGCAUGGACAUGCGACGGGUGUAAGUGAAGGUUUUAUCCACUGAUUUGCACGAUUCAAUGCAAUGAAUUCGCAAGUGACAGGCCAUGUCAGUGUGUGACGUAAAGGUGUGAUCUCAACCUGGACAGGUUGUGAUCAAGACCACAUUACCGGUGCAGGGACGACGGUACUGGUCGUUGUGGGGGGUCGCAGGGCCUCGGCAGUGUUCUCACCGGUGUUUGUAGUGUUUUCGGUUGUAAUGGGGAUGGUGAUUUUGGUGGAGAUGGUGGUGGCGGUGAUGGUGGUGGUGGUGGUGGGGGUGGUGGUGGUGGUGGUGGUGUUGGUGGUGGUGGUGUUGGUGGUGGUGGUGGUAGUGGUAGUGGUGGUGGUGGUGUUGUUGUUGGUGGUGGUGGUGAUGGUGAUGGUGGUGGUGGUGGCGGCGGCGGCGGCGGUGGUGGUGGUGGAGAUAGUUUUGUUAGUCGUCACCAGUGUCGAGGAAUUGUUCUCUUGCUAGCAGAGAACAUGGUGGACGGCGAGACACCGAGAUUUCUCUCGUUGAUGAUGGUGGCCGUCGCCGCUGUCGUCCUGGAGGCGGUGUUAGGGUACGAGGGUGGAGGAGGUGCCGGAGACAGCGGGUGA
Messenger RNA from Spirometra erinaceieuropaei, 652 nucleotides. NCBI's taxonomy places the organism in Eukaryota, Metazoa, Platyhelminthes, Cestoda, Diphyllobothriidea, Diphyllobothriidae. The record is from the annotation of a GenBank genome assembly.